AUGGCAAUCAGUUGUUCUCUGAAGGAUGCCAAGGAAGAACAAGAAGAAAUCUACAUAAUUUUCAAUAAAGAAGUUAUAGAAUUAUCUUCAAAGAAGAAAUUUGAAGAAAUUAAGAAGGCUAAUCAAGCUGCAGCAAAAAAGCUUGUUGAAGACCAAUAUAGUUCUUCAUCUGAGGAUGAUGACGAUGAAGAUGAUGAUAUUGAUGGAAAGCAUGGACAGAUUUUGGCCAAAACAUUCACAACCUAUACUAAUCAAACUGAUGGAGAUGCAAGUGAACUGGAACGUACAAGACAAUACGUGAAUGAAGCUUUUCAGUCUGGAGCUAUGACAUGCUUGAUUUGUAUUGCUUCGAUUAAAAGAAAUCAAGCUGUAUGGAGCUGCUUUGGCUGUUUCUGCAUAUUUCAUCUGCCUUGUAUCCAAAAGUGGGCUAAGGACAGUGUUUUUCUCAUAUCGUCUCCCUUGACAGAUGAUGAUUUUGGGAAGAAGGAUUAUCCCUGGCCUUGUCCAAAAUGUAGGUUUGAGUACAAGCAAUCUGAAACUCCUACUAGAUACUACUGUUACUGUGGAAAAGUGGAGGAUCCAGUAUUGGACCCUUGGCUGGUACCACACUCGUGUGGCCAAGUAUGUGAGAGGGAGUUCAAGCCUCCUUGUGGACAUAAAUGCCUGCUCCUCUGUCACCCAGGUCCUUGUCCUCCUUGCCCAAAGAUGGUCACAACAACCUGUUAUUGCAAGAAGGCUAAGCCUAUACCACGAAGGUGCAGUAACAAAGAAUGGUCAUGUCAGUUGCCAUGUGGCCGAAAAUUGCCAUGUGGACAGCACAGUUGUGAGAACCCUUGUCAUCCAGGGAAUUGUCAACCUUGUCCACGAGUCAGUAAACAGCGAUGUGUUUGUGGUAGACAAAUAGCAGAACGACUUUGUGCAAGCCCGUUGUGGCAGUGUGACCAGGUAUGCAGAAGAACAUUGCCUUGCGGUAAUCACACAUGUGAACAAGUUUGCCAUUCUGGUUCCUGUGGAGAAUGUCCUCGAACUGGGAAACGGUCCUGUCCAUGUGAAAAGACAAAGUUUAUUUUCCCCUGUACGGAAGAUGUUCCUACGUGUGGGGAUAGUUGUGACAAAGUCCUAGAAUGUGGAAUUCAUAAAUGUUCACAGCGCUGUCAUCGAGGUCCUUGUGAAACAUGUAGACAGGAAGUUGAAAAGCAAUGUCGUUGUGGAAAGCAUACUAAGCUCAUGCCAUGCCAUAAGCCAUAUUUAUGUGAGACGAAGUGUACUAAAAUUCGUGAUUGUCAAAAGCACCAGUGUAAGAGAAAGUGUUGUCCUGGAAACUGUCCACCUUGUGAUCAAGCAUGUGGACGGACUUUAGGCUGUAGAAAUCACAAAUGUCCUUCAGUCUGCCACAGAGGUAGUUGCUACCCAUGUCCAGAAACAGUAGAUGUGAAAUGCAAUUGCAGCAAAACUGUUUUAAAGGUACCAUGUGGCAGAGAACGUACCACCAAACCUCCCAGAUGCAGAGAGUUGUGCAGUCGGCUGCCUACCUGCCAUCAUCCUAGCCAAGAGAAACACAAUUGUCACUUUGGCCCAUGCCCUCCAUGUCGUCAGCCCUGCCAGAAGGGAUUAAAGUGUGGUCACUUUUGUCCUGUGUCUUGUCAUGAUGAAGCCCUUGUGAAGCAAACUGGCUUGCAUCAGCCUGUGGGACCUUGGGAACAGCCAUCUGAACCAGCUUUUAUUCAGACUGCAUUACCUUGCCCCCCAUGUCAGGUGCCUAUACCUAUGGAGUGUUUUGGGCAGCAUGAGGUGAGUCCAUUACCGUGUCACUCUGUAGGACCCUACUCCUGUAAAAGAUUUUGUGGACGGCUCCUUGACUGUCAAAAUCAUACCUGCGUGAAAGAAUGUCACAGAGUUACCAGUGUAAAUGGUAACACUGACAAGCAGAAGGCAGGUCCAGAAUGUCUGCAGUGUGAAGAGGAGUGUACCAAACCACGACCACCUGGCUGUCCUCACCGAUGCAUCUUGCCAUGUCAUCCUGGGGAGUGUCCACCAUGUAUUCAAAUGCUGAAAAUAAAGUGUCACUGCAAACUCUUAAACCUGUAUAUUGAGUGCAUAAAAAUAACUUGUGCUGACUUGAAAGAAAAGGACCUCCUUACUUCUUGCCAAAAUCAGUGUCCAAAAGAGUUGCACUGUGGCCAUCGAUGUAAAGAGACUUGCCAUCCAGGUGACUGUCCUGGAAAUUGCAAUCAGAAGGUUAAACUCAGAUGUCCUUGCAAGAGAAUUAAAAAGGAAUUGCAAUGCAACAAGGUACAAGAAGGCCAGGUUUCACUAGAAUGUGACGCAUUAUGCAAGGAAAUGAAACAGAAAGCAUCUGAGAUAAAAGAAGCAGAAGCCAAAGCUGCUGUUGAAGAAGAAAAGCGAAGACAACAGGCUGAAUUGGAAGCUUUUGAAAACAGGUUAAAAGGACGACGGAAAAAUAAGAGGAGAAGGGAUGAAGCAGAAACCGAGCAGUCGGUGUGGGAAAAAUAUAAGCGUUUCAUCAUGCUGUCAAUAUGUGGAGUUGCUGUUGUGAUACUUGCCUGGAUCAUAGCCUACAACCAUUGAAAUAACUUUAGGUCUAUUUUAAUAUACCUCACUUGGGCAUUAGAUAGCUAGUAUUGCUAGAGUGUUAGCCUGCCCUCUGGGCUUCAGAUUCAUGGUUAUGUUGUAUAUUUUCUCCUACCAAUUUAUUAUCAUCAUGAUGGGGGAAAAACGAACCCCAUCAUGAUCUUAACUAGUGACACAAAAAUGUGAAUUAAACUUCCGAGUAACAAAGUAGCAUGCUAUAAAGUUGUACACUCAAUUGCUCGUGUCAUAUAUUAUCUUGCCCAAUUUGACCAAAUUAUAUUAAUAUCUGGUAUUAUUUCUCAUUGUCCCUACUUUAUAAUACUGGCAUAGUUUAAUUUAGUUGCUUUACUUCAUACUAGGAUAUUUGUAAAAUACAGCUGAAUCAAGUUCUGUUUGCAGUAAAAUCAGUACAGUAUUUUUCUCUUUAAAAGACUGUUGGUUUGCUUUCAAACUAGUUAAACCUUAAGUCACACAAAAGAAAAUAACUUCUGUGCUUCUUGGUGACUUGUGGUCUCGAGAUAGUCUAGAAAAUUCAUAAAUUGUAUUGCCUUAUCUCAGAUGAUAAUGCAAAACCUUAAAAUCUGAAGGGGAAAUGUCACCUUUCUUCAUAAAGAAAUCUUUUGAACUAGAUCCAUCACAAGCAGUGAAAUGGGUUUGUUUUAUUACUUUUGCUGUGCCUCAAAAUCAAACCUAUUUGAAAGGCAGCAUUUAGUAUAACUUUGUGGUGAUUAGCGAUCACCUGGGAAGCAGUCUGAUGGAAUGGAAGUCUUACCCAGGGAAAGGGCACAUUCUCCUCAUUGUUCCUAAGUUAUCAGUCAAAAUGGAUAGUGGGACACUGAAGAUGAAGCAUCUGCAGAUGAUUCAGGUUAAAUGUUGGGUUUGAAUCUUUGUAGAGAUGUAUGAAAGUGCAAAUGGACUGAAAUUUACUUAAAUGUCAACUAUACGUAGUUCUAAAGCCAUUUGAAUAGUUCUUGUUAGUCAUAUUAGAAAUGUCUGGCUAACCUUUAAAACAUUUAAUAUAAUUGCAUCGUCUAAUGGACGGUCUUAAAUAUGUUGCCUUUGGGGGUUUGUUUGUUUUUUUUGUUGUAAAUUGAAGGAUGCUGUUAAUUUGUAAUGCUCAAAAUGUUGACUAAUCUUGAAAAUUAUAUGAGAAAUAGCUUUGCUUCAGAUGAAGAAAUACAAAUUAACUAGGAAAUUGGAUUUCUAUCUCUGUGCUAUAUUUUUACUUCUGAUGCUUAUACUUAAGCAAAGCAGAAAUUGAAUAGUGUUCAGUGAUUUCCCCCCCCCCCACAAUUUCUUCCCCUAACCUUCCACUAAGGGCAUGAGCCUGUUCCCACAUCCUGGAUGUAUAACUCAGACAUAUAUCAGUCCUGCUGAGGGCAGGAGACCACUUACAUGAGUAAUGAGUAAGGAUUGCAGUUAGGUUCAAAAUUGGUCUUUUUCAUAGGAUGGAUUAUAAUUCAGGGUAAUAUAAUCAUUAUGGGAAAAGGUGGUUUAUAUCCAAUUAUAAUUGUGGCUUGACAGUCAGAAAAUUGUGGGAUGGGAGGAGGCAGAAAAACAGUGCAGUUUUCAGUUUGCAUUUACUAUUUUUUUUCUAACUGGCUAACUUUUUAACUGGAAGCUUAAAAAAUGUACAAAUGGUCAUCAUUAUAUGGCAAGCAAUGCAAGUAUGUACAGUUAAUGAAAAAUAUGUUAGGUAUGAAAGACUUAUGAAAUCUGUGCUUGUUUUGUUCCACUUGUUUCGUUUUUAAACGCAUUCAUUUAACAGCGUAAGGGAAGAAAAUUCUCUCCUGGUUAGUACUUCAAUAUUUUCCUAUAGCACUUAUGAGAGAGAGAUUAAUCCAGAUUCAUGCCUGAACAAGUAGACUUUGGUCUUUGAUUCAAUGAGGAAAUAACACUUGUAACAAUUUAUUAGUAAUUCACUUAUGCAUCUAAAAAAAGGAAAGAUUUUUCUUUAAACCAGGGUAGUCUGCUCUGUUUCUUAUUUGCUGUGGAACUGAUCAUAUCAACGUGAGGUGAGGCUUUGCUGAAGUAGUUUUUACUUUGCCUGAAAUUAGCUCAUUUUCAUUUGUUUACUUUUGGCUCUUUCUUUAUUAAAACAAAUACCCUAAAGUUUCUGUCUGCCAAUUAGUACUCCUGUUGUGAAGAAAAUUACUUUCUCUAAAGAAACUGUUUGAAAAUAAACUGUCCCUCGUUAUAUGUUUUGAGUAGAUGCCUUGGUGUUUCCUUGCUUUGAAUAUUUUGUGGCAAGUUGAUGUAAAAAUAUUGGAGGGAAAAUGAUUUGGCAUCUUUAUUGAUCAUGUUAAAUAUUUGUAUUUCUUAAUUGUCUUGGUUGGAAAACACACUGCAAGGACUAUUCCUAUUCUGAGGCAGAGAAACUUAAGAUGGACAAAAUGUCAAAAAUAAUAAGUAUAAUUUAAUUGUUAAAAAGCAUUCGAGUCAUCUGCACUCUCAGUUGGUAUGCCUACUACAAGCAGCGCCUGUUGAAUUCGAUAUUUCUGGCUUCUUGCACCAUGGAGUGUGUGGGUUAAAACAAUCUGCAGUUUAGAUUACUGGCUUUUCUUCCACUUAUGUCCUCAUCUUCUGUUAAUUCCUUAUAGUUUAAUGUUGAUUGGAGACUUUUCUAUUUGCAACGGUAAUUUGGAAAUAAAACAGACAUAAUGCAUUUAUGAUCUUUCAGUUUGUAUACUUGAAUUACUGUGUAAGAAAAAUACUGAAUUGAACCUAGGUAUUUGUCACAAUUUAAAUGGUACGUUAUUUAUGUGGUGAUAAAAUAAAUAUUGAGAACUUUACAUUAUGGAACUGUACAUACAUUAAAACAAAUGACAUCGUAUGUGUCUUGAAAUUCGGUAUGCUUAGCCAUAUGUAAGUGCAAAGCUACUUCUAAAGGUAGACCCAGUUCUGAAUAGGCACCCUUACCUUUCAUUAACAUUGGAAUUACUUGGCAAUUUUAAAGGAUUAUGUCCUUAGACUGUAAGCUCUUUGGGGCAGUGGACCUCUCACUUGCAUAUGAAGUGCCAAGCGUAUCUAUAGCAUUGCAUACGUUAUAGUCUGUAUAAAAAAAAAAAAAUCCAAUAAAUUAAAUAUAUAUUGGUAGAUUUGUUCAUGUGUUUCCAAGUAAGAACAUUUAAGGAGCAAACUGUAAAUAGUAAUCCUUGACAUACAUUGUAAUUGAAGUAGUAGUGUAAUUUUGUUCAGUGCUGUCUUACUACUUGCUACUGCUUUCUUUUGGCCCUUCUUCCUGAUGAUUUAUUUAAUCCCAGAGCUAUAAGUAGGAAGAGAGAUGUUAUAUUUAAACUGGAAAAAUUCUUACUGUGAGAUCUAUUAAACUGUGGAAUGAGUCUCCCAAGAGAUGUGGAAGCAACUCCCUUGCUUGUCAUUUAAGAUUUGGACAAAGUAUUGGAGAAUAUGCUGCAGAAAACAAUUUUGUACUUGUUUCAAGGAUGGAAAGUACCUGUUAAGUCACCUUGUCCUCUAUCUUAAACAUGUAUAAUAUCCCAUUCCUACCAAUAAGAAAGUUAACUUAUAUGUUUGCUUAAGUACCUGCUAGUAGAAUGGUUCCAGUUCAUGAAAAUAGAGGGAAAGAAACAUAACAGGCAACUUGAAGGUUGCAAAUAAUUACAUUCAUUUCACUGCAUAUUGGCAAAACAGCUGAGGAUGUCAGUGUUGGUGGAUGGAAUGGGAGGAGAUGAAAGGUCUUCAGCCUCAUUGGUGCCAGUGUGGGCUUAUCAACCCUAUUUUCAUUACCCAUUCAAUUGACUCAAACAUGAAGCUUAAAUAUAGAUAGCCCAUCAUUCCUCUUGUAUUAAAGAAUUGAGGGCAAAAUUUCUAUGUACAGCACAAAAGCUAAAAUCAUUCAAUCAAUCAAUCAUUGGAUUCAGUUUGGGCUUUAAAAUUCUGUACUGUUUGGGGUGACGGGCAGACUUGCACUGUCCCAAUAAAAGCUUCAUGAUGGUCAGGAAGCACCAUCCUUUCAGAGGGUGGAGUGGGAGCGUUUUUUUGCCAACCUAAAUAUGUCUAGCUUCCAUAGAUGUGGGAAGCAACUUGCAGCUUCUCUAUUUCUAGGGUGGCUAAUACUGUACACCAGAGCAUAUUCUUGUGCUAGCCAGCUUUCACACACAGACAUGACUGCUGUUUGGUGGUGGGUGGGUUGAGAGAAGAGGCUGCACCCCCACACGCAGAGGCUUGGCACAGUCUGACUCUUGUUUGUCCUUAGUUUGGAUAACCUUCUGCACUCUAAUCUUUCCCUCUUAAACCUGUGCACAGGCCAUUUCAGACACUAGAUUUCAGUGCAGGUAUAAGACUCAGGCAGUUACUUCAAUCUGCAUUCCCUGGCCAAUGAGACCAGUUCCUCUUAAAUGUAAAGCUAAUAAUUUCAUAUUUCCAUUCUAUUGGGCAAUGGAAUGCAAGGCACAUGUUUCUGAACAAUAAAAUUUAAAGAGAAACUCUCUAAAUGAAUAUUGCCUGGUAAUCCAAUUAACAAGAUUUGGCCAGCUUUAACUAUGGGGACCAUAUUGGUGCUAAAAUAUUAUUUGUGUUGUAUAGUCUGAAGACAUGCAGGAUAUGCCACCGAAGUCUUGACCUGUUUCUGAUGCUUUUUAAUCCAAGUACAAAUAACUUGUAUCAUUAUAAGACAGCAACCUGAAUGGCAGCGUGGUCUUGAGCAGAGGUGCUGGAGCUCUAGUUCGUGGGCCAAAUGCAGCCUGCAGAGCCAUGGCAUCCAGCUCUCAGGGUCCCGCACAGUUUGGGAAAUUUGGUGGGGGGGGGAAGCAGUGGCAAUUGAUACAGCUGCCCUUCCCCACUGCCAAAUUCCUAAACCAGGCUCUGCUUUUGGGUUUGGAGCUGGGCUAUAUCCCCUUCCUGAGUCUGGGGCAAGCCCUCCCCCAUCAAGACUUUUUCCCCCUGUGGGGCAGGGUUGGUUGUGGCCGGGCUACCCCGAUCUCCCCCUGCCCCUUGCCCCCCAUACAGCUGGAUGGGGCUCUGCUGUGUCCACCUGAAUGAUGGAUCUGGCCUGUGGACAGACUAAACACUGUCCAUCUGGCCCAGUCAGGUAAAAAGGUUGACCACCACUGGUGUGGAGCAGUGAGCAGGGGGGGUGAGGGCAGAAAAUCCAGAAUUCUAACCUGCUUUGAUAUGGGCUUUGAACAUAUCCUCUCUGCUUUAGCUUCCCUAUCUGUAAAGUGGGGGUUACCAGCUGUUUCAGAAGAAUAGGUAAUUUGUAUAGUACUAACAGGGCAAGUAUUGACUAAAUGCUAAAUGUAAUUCCUGAUUCCAGUGAACUGCAGUCCUAACCGGCUGCUGCUAAUACUCCCAGAGUCACUAAUUCCACUUGUAUCUCUGGUUCUUAUCCCAGUGUUUGUGCAGCACCAGUUCUGUUUUAAUCUUAAUUCUGUAAGGGAGAUUUUUGUCCAUGUUUAAAAAUGCAGGACUGGAAGCAUUUUCUUAUGAUUUGAUAAGUGUAGUACUGCAAACAGGGAAUGGAGACAGUGCCUCACACUGAUUACAACUAAACUGGGCAUUGACAUAAAGAGAGGGAAAAUGAUGAAGGCUGAAGGUAGGGUGUUGGUUGCUAGAGAGCUGGAAAUAUAAACUCUCCUAGGUCUAUUUUUAUAGUAGUAUACAGGGUUGCAGCUGGAGUGAGACAGGGCAGUAGCUAGUGCUGUAAGGUUGGCUGCUGGGGUUUAAUCCCAUGUGGUUUUCUUAGGGUGGAACUGCUCUUAAAGAACAGCAAGGGAUGCCUGUUGGUCUUUGCAAGCAAAAUGAAAGUAUAUUCUUCAUCUAUAGCAUCCAUCCACAGGAGCCCAGAACGCUCUGCUCUUCUCUUUUAAGUAGAGGGUGAAACAGAUCCUGGAGACGUAAUCGGUGUGUCCUGUAUUAACAAUGUCUAUGCUACACCGUACAAUGCCAUGGACCCCCAGACACGUACAGACACCCCCCUCGGGCCCAGACAAACACCCACGCGGACUCCGAGACUGAGACCUAGCCCCACAUACACCAGGACACACCCACUUACCCACGGACACCCAUCCAUACCCUGACAUGGCCCCCCUCCAGACAUCCACAAGCACCCAGACCACCUUCCCCUCCCCAGGCAGAGAGUGCGUGUGGCGGGGAGGAGGGAGGGAGUCUCCACAGCCCGACGCGGAGCCGCUAUCCCCGGGGCAGCGGGUCCCUGGGCACUGGGCUUCGGGCCGGGCCGCGUCCAUCGGGGCCCGGGGCAGUGCUGGGGCCUUCCCCGCGCCCGGGAGCAGCAGCGCAGCUCGAAGCCCCUCGCGCCUGCUCCGCGCACGU
This is a messenger RNA of Alligator sinensis (Chinese alligator), 8883 nucleotides long. RefSeq names its product nuclear transcription factor, X-box binding like 1 (gene NFXL1). NCBI's taxonomy places the organism in Eukaryota, Metazoa, Chordata, Crocodylia, Alligatoridae. Gene Ontology annotation, molecular function: RNA polymerase II transcription regulatory region sequence-specific DNA binding; zinc ion binding; DNA-binding transcription factor activity, RNA polymerase II-specific. Gene Ontology annotation, cellular component: nucleus. Bases 1 to 2589 code for a protein of 862 amino acids. The record is from RefSeq and is a predicted model, not a curated record. Gene Ontology annotation, biological process: regulation of DNA-templated transcription. The transcript has 22 exons.